This is a messenger RNA of Pocillopora meandrina, 3299 nucleotides long. The record is from the annotation of a GenBank genome assembly. Lineage: Eukaryota; Metazoa; Cnidaria; Anthozoa; Scleractinia; Pocilloporidae.
CAAGAACAGUUCAGAACUUUAAAAGCCUCGGCCAUUCACGAAUUUUCAUUCUCUUUAUUUUUAUGGCCAUAUUUCCGCAACGUUUUAAAAACUCUUAUCUCAAAUUUGACACCAAGUACCUGAAUGCAACAAAGCACUUUUACUAAUAUUUAUUGGACGAAAAAACACAUCAAGACAAAGCUUAUCUCUGCGUUCGUCCCUGAACGAUUUCAUCAUCAAGUAUCUUUUUAUCCUGGUUUUCAACUUAGGAUUAUUUCAGACUCCACUAAUAUUUUUCAGGUUGGUUGUUUCAUCGGUAAUUUCAUGUCUUAGGGUUUGGGUUAUUUUUUAUAUUUCAUUUGUUUUUUAUUUAUUUUUUUUUUCACUUCUAAAAUUUCGUGCAUGUAAAACGGACUUCUAACGUGUAUUGAUUUGCUCCUUCUCUUUUGUCCAUUGCGAAAUCUACAUCCAGUUGGGAAGACUUAGGCAAACUUUAAUUUUCUCAAACGUUUACAUUUAUUAUACCAUUUUUACUUUGAUAUACUGCCCUGCAGGAUCAUGAUUUCAUUAGCAUUGCCUUUGUUUUAUCUUACUAAGCUGUUGUUAAUAGUUUUGACAAUGAAAUAUGAGACAAAUUUAUCUCUUGUUUCGGUUGCCUUAGUUUUUCCUCCGUCUUUUCAAAUUAAUUCUACCGGCCUUGUGCUUCGUGGGAGACACACUGUUCACUGCACCUGCGGCAUACCAUGUAAACUCAGUUCAUUCGACGGCCAAAGUAACCUUGUUUAUGAUUUCAGUGGUUCAUUAGGCACUUGCCUCUCGUUGAACGUUGAGGAAAGAAAAAUUUAAAGAAGUAACCGCCUGACAGUAUUUCUACCAUGAGGAGAUCGAACUAGUUCGUAGACCUUCCCUCAAACUAACUCUUUGGAAAAAUUCAGAUUGAAGGUUUUCAUUUCAUUUUAUUGAGAUAAAUUUUCCCAGAAACGACGCAUGAAGUUUGGUCGACUAUCUUUUGCGUAUCCACUAAAACUUUGAUUUUAUUUAUCUGCAGAAGAAACAGAAUAGCGAUGUUAUCAAUGUUGUCAGCUUGUAUCCUAUUGGUUACUUCCAUAACCAUGUUCUCCAUGACGUCAGCAGCUACCAUUGCUUCCUCUUCUGGUAAUGCUAAUUCUUGUCAUGAAAUAGCUAGCAAUUUGAUAAAGAUGAAUAAGGAUUUAAUCCAAGCCGUAUUCUAUGCAAAAUUGUUUUAACCUACGUGUCAGUUCUUCAUAUCAACUUUCAUCUUGCUAUUGAACAAGAUGCAAAAACCAUAAAUAUCACUAAGAGAAAAAAAUGAGACCACUAUUUUCUUUGAUAUCACAUAUUCCGUAGAGGCCUUUCAGUGAAAGUGUAAAUCUUUAUGUCCUUUGAGACCUAUACCAGAGGCUUUCAUAGUCUACAUUUUUCAAUAGUGACCGCAAGAGUUUACCAUUUGAAGAAACCUUUUAUAGCAGAACUAUCAAGUAAGGUGAAGGUUUAGAAAUUUCGCCGCCGUGCAAUGUAUUUUUUAUAGCAUUCAUAAUAAAAACUAAGUUGCAAGGAAAAUCUACUGUGUUGACUUCCCCCCUCAGAUACUUGUCUCUGAAUUUGAAGUAGAAUUUAACCGUUUUUGAAGCUAUUUCUUACACCAAGCUUCACAAAUGAUAGGUGUAAACUAUUUAUAUCUUGAAUAAAGGGGGGGGGGUAAGUUUCUAAAGAAACCGUGGUGCUGCGUCGGUGGGAAAGUAUAACAAGGUAAUUUAGUGUUAUCAACUGAGUUGAUAACGUACAUUUGCUACCUUAAAGAGUUUAAAGGCUGACGUUUCGAGCGUUAGCCCUUCGUCAGAGCGAUUGAAAAAGGACUAACGCUCGAAACGUCAGCCUUUAAACUCUUUACGGUGGCCAAUUUACGUUAUAACUCAGUUAAUAACACUAAAUUACCCUGCUUAUAUUUUGGGUGAGAGAAGUUCAACCUAAUUUAGUUUCUUACCACUUUAUUUCUGUAGGUUUCUGCAUGCAUGGAGCCAAACCAGUAUACCCUGGAGAGUCAGUAGCCCUUCAGGAUUGUCAAUACAAAUGCAAAUGUGUGGUCAAUGAAGGUUAUUCAUUCUUCAUGUGUGAACCUCUUUGCGAGAGGUACUACGACCAGAUCACGUGUUCUGAUGGACAGGAAGCUGUCAUGGAACUUGAGGAGACAUCAGUUCCUGAAUGCAAAUGCCCUAAAUACGAAUGUCCACCGGAGAGAUUUUCUGUGUCUCACUUUAUAGAGUAAGUUCUACACUCAGUCGGUAUGUUAGAGCAAUUUUCAAUAUUAAUGUCGAAAGCAAUCUGGGAUUGUUUUGUUUUCGUUUUACUUCGCUAUGUGAUUGGUCCAGAAAACUCGUGCCAUUUUCUCAACACAUCAGUUUAAAAAGCUAAGCCAAUCACGACUUGAUUGUCCGCUUUUUCCCACGCUUUAGGUUAUUUAGCGCGUUUUGCUUUGAGUUCUAAUGGGCUUUUUAAAGGUUAUUUCCAUUCCUAUGGUUGGCUGUUGAAAUAACAUCGGUUGUGAUUUUACGACACCCAAUCGAAAAACACUCCAUUUGUUUGAUGUUUGACUCUGUUAGAUUCAUUAAAUCUGCAUCCUAUGUGCGUCCACUUAAAGUGUGCCUUGUUUUAAAGAGAAACAUAUUUCUGGCUUUCUUUAUUUCAGUUACGGAAUUGACGGGGAUGGGUUUUUUGAACCAGAAUUCUAUGAGGAAGGUGAAAGUCCUUAUUAUGAAUGAACAGGUGUCAAUUCUUCAAAUAGCAUCACUAAUCCAGCAUUUAAGGUGAGCGAGAAAAAUAAAUUCCUACAAGUACAACUAAUUGGUUUCUAAUAAAAUAGUUUUCAACUGAGUGUCAAAAGUUAUCCAGGACUGCAUUGGUUUUUCAUUACUUUACUCUGUAAUUGGCCCAGAAAACUCGCGCCACUCCCUCGACCAAUCAGAUGCAAAGCUUAAACCAAGCAUGAAGUAGCCGCACUCAUUUUCCCGCGCCUUAGGCAGUUUGUUACGACAGUAAAGACUAGUGAGUUGAGUUAAUAUUUUUUCUUAUUUUUUGCAGUUCUUCCGAGUGCGUAGAUAUCUGUACAUUACCUUUGGGACAGUUAAAAUGGACAUUGCCCAGCCAAUCAAAUAAACAUAAAGCUCAAUGUCAUGUCUUAAACAAAGCCGUCCUGAUUGGUGGCUUUUUCAAUUAAUUUCCCUUUGUUGUCAAUGUUGUUGUUCGUGAUAUUUUAAAAUACUAUAAAUAGAGAAUAAAGUCUAAUCUCUGCCGUGGACCGC